Molecule: messenger RNA, 7204 nt
Organism: Chrysemys picta bellii (western painted turtle)
Lineage: Eukaryota; Metazoa; Chordata; Testudines; Emydidae
Gene: KCNG3
Product: potassium voltage-gated channel modifier subfamily G member 3
Biological process (GO): protein homooligomerization; potassium ion transmembrane transport
Cellular component (GO): voltage-gated potassium channel complex; membrane
Molecular function (GO): protein binding; delayed rectifier potassium channel activity
Source: RefSeq, a predicted model, not a curated record
GCCCGAGGGCGGGAAAGGGAAGGAGAAGGAAAGCGGCCGCUGGGUGAAGUCCCCCCGAGCGGCCGCCACCCCCUGGCGGCUGGGGACAGAGGCAGAGUCAAGGUGGGAGGCAGCUCCACUCCCUCGCUGUGCCAGGGAGGCAGGAGGAGGCGUGUCCCCUCCCCGCCGCCUCUUCCCUGGCUCCGAGGAGCCGCUCUGUCUCCAGCUCGCCUCCGAGCAGACAGCGGGCGGCAGCGGGGAGAGCGGAGGAGGCAGCGGAGCGGGGCUCUCCAACUUGGCGGGGCUUUCCCCUUCCUCCCUGGCCCCGCGGCGGCACCAUGCCGCCUCCGCGGGCCGCCCGCAGCAGCACCCGGGCACAGGGAGCCCCGACGCCCGGAGCCGCGCCCAGCGGGCUCCCGGGCUCUUCCUCUGCGCCCCACUGAAGCGGCAGCGCCCAGCUCCGGGGCUUGCCUGACUCUCCCUCCGCCCCGGGGCGCGGGCAGCCGCCGGCUCCGAGGGGGCGCACGCCCUCUCGCCGCGCCCAGCCCCAGGGAGUCGAACCGCAGGAGGGGCGCGGGGACCCUCCUCUCCCCGCCCGAGGGGGGCAUCAGCCGGGGGCCCCGAGCCGCGGCCAGCCGCCGCCUCUUGCGCUCCCCCCUCCGCCCCGCGCAAGCCAUGAACUUUGGCCGGGGCCGCUCGGUGGUGUUGAACGUGGGGGGCACCCGCUACUCCUUCUCCCGCGAGGUGCUGAAGGACUUCCCGCUGCGGCGGGUGAGCCGGCUGCACGGCUGCCUCUCGGAGCAGGACGUGCUGGAGGUGUGCGACGACUACGACCAGGAGCGCAACGAGUUCUUCUUCGACCGCCACUCGGAGGCCUUCGGCUUCAUCCUGCUGUACGUGCGGCACGGCCACCUGCGCUUCGCGCCGCACAUGUGCGAGCUCUCCUUCUACAACGAGAUGAUCUACUGGGGGCUCGAGUGCUCGCACCUGGACUACUGCUGCCAGCGCCGCCUGGACGACCGCAUGUCCGACACCUACACCUUCUACUCGGGCGACGAGCCCCCCGCCGGCGACGGCGGCGAGGACACGCGGCCCCCGGCCGAGCCCCCGCCUGCAGCCGAGGGCAGGAAGUGGCUGGAGAGGAUGAGGCGGACUUUCGAGGAGCCCACCUCGUCCGUGGCCGCCCAGAUCCUGGCCACGGUGUCCAUCCUCUUCGUCAUCGUGUCCAUGGUGGUGCUGUGCGCCAGCACCCUGCCCGAGUGGCGGGCGGCGGAGAACCGCAGCGUGGAGGAGCAGAGCAGGUACACAGCAGACUCAGUGAGGGAGCCCUCCGGGAUCAUUGAAGCUAUCUGCAUAGGCUGGUUCACUGCAGAGUGCAUUGUGAGGUUCAUCAUCUCCAAAAACAAGUGUGAGUUUGUCAAGAGGCCCCUGAACAUCAUUGAUUUGCUGGCAAUCACUCCUUACUACAUCUCUGUGCUAAUGACAGUUUUCACAGGGGAAAAUUCUCAGCUCCAAAGGGCUGGAGUCACUCUGAGGGUUCUUAGAAUGAUGAGGAUUUUUUGGGUGAUUAAACUUGCCCGUCACUUCAUUGGUCUUCAAACACUUGGUCUGACUCUGAAGCGUUGUUACAGAGAGAUGGUGAUGCUUCUUGUCUUUAUUUGUGUUGCUAUGGCAAUUUUUAGUGCACUUUCACAACUCCUUGAAAAUGGGCUGGACUUGGGAACAAAGAAUAAGGAUUUUUCCAGCAUCCCUGCUGCCUGUUGGUGGGUAAUAAUCUCGAUGACCACGGUUGGUUAUGGUGACAUGUGCCCCAUCACUGUACCUGGAAGGAUUCUUGGUGGAAUUUGUGUGGUUAGUGGGAUUGUUUUAUUAGCAUUGCCUAUUACUUUCAUCUAUCAUAGCUUUGUGCAAUGUUAUCAUGAGGUCAAGUUCCGAUCUGCUAGGUACAGCAGAAGCCUCUCUGCUGAAUUCUUAAAUUAAUGAGUGCUCCUGCUUUUUGUAAUAGUACUUGCUAAGCUUUGGUGGAAGAGGUGAUGGUUGCUCCCUGUGUACACCCAUCUUGCUGGAUGAUCUAAGGAACAGCAUUGUCAUCAGCCCUGAAGGAUGUCAGUCACCAUUCUCACCUGAAGGAUGACUACCUGCUUUGGGCCCCAUGGUAGGGAGUGUGGGUGGGGAUGUUGAGAUCUGAGAGGAAGAAAAUGGUAGCUUCUAGAACAACAAUGGGACUGGAAAGUUCUCAAGACAUCAUGGGGGCUGGACUUCUUUCUACCUAUCCAGACAACUACACACACAAAUCAUGGGCUUGGUACCAAGAGAGAUGAAGACCUGCAACUCAGUGGGAGUUGCAGGUACUCACCACUCCUCAUACUGAUAUCCCAGAGCCUUCCAAGGAAAAUGUAACAGAUGUCAUUCAAAUAUUUAAAAUCUAAAGGUCCCUUGGAGGAGUAGAGACCUUGUUGACAUGAAGCCUGCUCCAGAAGAGUUGAGGGCAUUGGAGCAGAAUUGAUGCUACUUUUAAUUCCUCCAAGUCAUGCAGCAGAUGGAAUAAUCUGAUCUUACAACUGAAGGAAGAGGGGAAAAAAUAUAAAUACACAAGGCAGAGAGAGUCUCACAGCCCAAUUCUGAUCUCAGUGAAAGCGACAGUGAGGUCAAUGGAGUUAGUCCAGAUUUUUAUUGGAGGAACCAAGAGGAGUGUAUGUCCCUCUCUAUGUUGUGGCAUAUGCUUAACCACAACUGUCAUUUCUCUGGGCGUAAGAUCUAUAGUAGCAACUAAUGUCAUACUUUAUAAAGAUCAGAGUAAAAUUCAGUUGUCGAUAAUACGAUCAAUAUAUCAACUGCUAGCUCAGUGGGAGGCAGAUAUCCAGAUUUGACUCAGGUGCUCAGCUAAACUCCAUCAACAUGAAGACAUUUACCUAUAAGCCUUGAUUUCCCGCCACCCCAUUUUAUUAACCAUAAUCACCUCAUAGUGAAAUAGUAUUCCAAGGAACAUGAUAUGAGUCUGUCACUUGAGAGGUUCAAAAACUUUCUAGACAAAGCACUAGAAAACAGGAGAACAAUCCUGCAAUGUCGGGGCUGGGACAGAUGUCCAGGUGGGUCUUUUUCCAUCUCCAAAAUUCUAUGAUGAUUCUUAUUGAAGGAUCUAUUAUGAAUUGAUAUAGUUAAUUUAAAUUUUAACAACUGUACAACAGCCCAGAUGAAACUGAAAAGUAGCAUUUUAGCUGGAUGGAACCUGUGCUUGGCACAAAGUAAUAUAUUCUCCCCUGCAAAUAUGGAAUUAAGAUGAAUGAAGUUAAGUUCUCAUGUUUCAUACACUACAUUUCUUGUGUAGUACUGCUUAGUAGCACUAUUAAAUAUGACUUUGAAAAGCUGCCAUGUGCUGUUAAACAUUCAAACAAAUUUAGGCACAGCUAAACCAGUACUGUUUACCACCCACCAUUAACAGGAAACAUUUUUAUUAACCAGAAUCACCAGUCUAUUUGAAUUUGGUGUGCUUGCUUGAAAGUCAUUGUAAAAUGUUUACUGUGUUUGUAUUGUAGAAGCACCUUUGGAUGUUUUGUGUACAUUUGUCUGCUUUAGAAAUAGAGUGACUGGGACCUAGCAACAGAAGUCUUUGGUACUGAUCACUCACACUAAAAAUAUUAGGUGGGGUAUAUAACUAGUACUUGAAGGCCAUAUGUUGAAAAAGAAAUAUGCUGCCAUUUUUGCUGCUCAAGACAUAAGAAAAGUUAUGGAUCAUGUUAAGUGGCAUGCUGUUGGUUUUAGGGGAAAGGGAUAUGUACUGAUAAAGCCAGUCAAGGAGAGAAAGGAAAUUGUUUCACUACCAGAAGUUGUAAAGUAACCUGAAAGAAAAGUUGCUCGAUUGCAAUAGCCAUGAGUUUGCAUUUCCCAAAACUAGUUUGCUUAGUUCCUUUUCCUUUUUUCUGCAAUAGUUUCUUGAUGAUAUAUUAUUGUGUAGUGCCACAUCCACACCUUUGAAAUCUCUGUAUCUUGCAGAGAGGUGAAUAUUCCUAGGGAAGGGGGAGAAAUCACUUUUGGGGAGGGAUUCUCAGCUGGUUUAAGCUGUCCAGCUUCCAGUAACUUCAGAGGAUCUAUACCAGUUGACACCAGCUGAGAUUCUGGGCUUUCGCAUAUAUAAUAGAGCUGAUUAGAGAAAAAAUUCCCCACAAGAAUGAAAGUUAGUUUUUUAUAAAAGAAACUGAAAUUUGAGUUUCAUUUUCCAGCCAUUGAAGACUGAAACAUUUCAGCCAAAGUUAAUGUUUUGAUAAAAAUUUUAAAAAAAUUUUGAAAAAAAAAUUCUCUACAAAAAAAUUGGCUUUGACAAAAUGAAAAUUUUCCAGCCGUGUAAUACUGAAUUUCUAUUAUUUUCUUCUUCUACUAGUGUUGAAAAAGCUAGCGCUACACAUUUAGAAACUCUGGGGUGAAAUUGGUUUCCAUGUAACUUUUUCAAGUCUACUGUGCCUUCAAUCCACAGAUUAUAUUUAAACAGAUUAAUGCCCUCUAUUUGGGAUGCAAAAUACCAUAUACAAUUUGAGCAAAGUGGAUACAUCUCAUAGUUUUAAACAUAUACAAAUAUGAAAUAUACUUACAGUAAGUUGUAGUACUUAAUUCCAGAAAAAAAUUAACUUGUAUUUUUAUCACUACAGUAUAUAUAAGGUCAGUUUUUUAGCUUCAUGUGCAAAAAAGCGAAGUCAGUUAUAAAUUAAUGCACACAAUGACUUUCAAGUACAGAUUUGUAUUGUACAGGCAAUUGAAUACUAGACAUUCCAAAGACAAACUAGUGUCUAGAAUAUGUUUGACAUAAGAGUACAGAAAAUGUGCUAUUUUAAAAAGGGUUUCCAAAUGUAGAUUCAUAUAGAAUACAAAGAAUAUAAUCACCUACUUAAGAUACUUAUGUAAAGGAAUGUAUGUUUAUGAAAAGUGGAGAUCAUCUUAAAUACAAACAUUUAGAUUGCUCUAGAUCAAUUUUUUAUUGCAGAACGUGAACAAAAAUGCCUCAUGUAUUUUAAAUUUGCAUUACAGUAGAAUAAUUUUGAAUAGCUAAGUGGAUAUUAAGUAAGAGUCUAGUCCAUAAAAACUUGCCCUAAAUAUAAGCUAGCUACGGAGAGAUAUUUGCUCUUUUCUUUAUUUUAAUGUAGCAUGGUUAUUAAUGUAUUGACAAGAGUUUCCUUUACUCUUUCUAGAAACCAAGUUGAAGUAGCCUUAUAUCAGAGGUAGCCUUAAAACAGAGAGCCUUAUAGUGAAGGGAUAGGGUAUUCUGAUUUAUAGUGAUGCUUAUUGUCUUAUUUUCUAUAGAUUGAUUUUCCUAGUGAAACUUUCUAUAAAUAAAUAUUCUAUAAAUAUUGAAUUAUACAUGCGUAUAAAGAUAAGCAUUUCUUUAAACUGGUUAAGUUACUUCAUUAAAAUGCACCUGAGCUUUCUUUUCAGUUUUAUACAAGCAUUAUGGUGUAGUGUUCUCUCCACCUAAUACAGCAUUUCAAAAACUAAGAGAGGAUAGUUGGCUAACUCUCAACCACUCCCCCAGCCUUCACACCAGAAUAAAAUUGUGUUCCUAUUGUGUUCCCACUGAAAUCAGUAGGAGUGGAGGGUGCCUAGCAAAUUGGGCCCAGAGUCUAUUUUUCUCUUACUGUACUGCACAAAGAGACCCCACCCCAAAAUCUCCAGUUAUGGAAUAUUAGUUACUAUCUCUUUGGAUAUUGGGUUGCUUCAGCUGGGAUACUUGAUGCCUCUAAAGACACACACAAGAGGAGGAAUGUAAUCUUUGGCCAUUUAUCCUAAAAAUCAGAUUAAGAAACCAAACAAAACACCACAGAGACAAGCGAUUGCAGUCAUGGUGCCCUCUCCCAGGUGAGACCAGACCCCACAAUGGUUGACUAUUUUCAACAACUUUGUCUAGAUGGGUGCAGGUUGUCUAGGGCUUGAUUAUUAAUUUUGAGGUUAAAAAAUAUCCUUGUGUCAGAGGGGCAUGUUUUGAGCCUCAUGAACAUUGUAGAGAGCCUAGUGAAUAUGAAAAUCCUCUUAUGAGAUUCAUGGCCUGACUAACAUUUAUGUAAGGGAGGAGUGGUGAGUGGGAAUUUUCAUUGUGUAAACAAUCUGUGGCGGUAUCACAGACUUCAGCUGAAUCCUGCCGUUUCAGGGAUAGAGCUGAUGGCUUUGUGGCUCCAAAACCAGAAGCCUCUUCCACUUCAGUUAUCUUAAUCACAAACACCUUAACAGAUCUGAACUUCAGCCCAGGAGAAGGCAUAAAGCCCUGAACAUUCACACUAUACCAAUAAUUUCUUCCCACAUAAGAGGUCCAUGGUAAGCUUAUCAAUCAAGCUCUGGCCAUUUGAAAUUUGUAUUGUCUGUAUACAAAGGCCCAGAUGCUGCAGUUUCAUCCAUCUAGGCACAGGGGUCCGUUCUAAAGGAGGCAGCUGUAGGAUCAUAGCCCAAGGCUGCGCAUAAUGAAAUAGAUUGAUCAUGUUGGUUUAGAGAGAGAGAGAGAUUGUUUUCAUGACUUGAAAGGGAAUCUGGCUCAAAGAAACAAAAGAUACGUUGUUUUUAAAUUAAUUUUCACAUUUAGAAAUGGAUGAUGUUUGUCUACAUUUUACUGGUUCUGUUCUCUCCCUGCUGCUUAAAAAUAGCUCCUCUUUACGUUAAUGGGAGUAAAGAGAGUAAUGAGAGCCCUAUUGAAGCUAUGGCAGUUUACACCAGCUGAGGAUCUGCCCCAGCAGGCAUGGAGGAGACAAUAAAUUGCUGUUCAUAUAAUUAAGCCUUGAAAACUACCUAAUAUAAUGUAUGGUUUAUGAAAUAAAAUUUGGAAUAAAGAAUCUCCUUUGUGGAUGGCAUCACGGGUUAAACUUCAAGAAGAAUAUAUUGUGCAAUUGAUAUGUAUGUUCAGUAAAAUUGUUCAUCUGCUCUGAAUCUAAAUUUUAAGGGCCAGAGAUUAAAUAUAAACUUUGAUCAAAUGAUUAAAGUUACAAUGUUGAUUGCAGCUUUUUAGAAUCCUUUGUUCUUUGCAAAUUCAGUAAUUAAUAAUUUUUAUAGAACAUUGAUUUUAUAUUGUUUGCAUAUGUGUAAAAAAAUUCUGUAUAACAUUUGACGAGUUAAUAAAUUUUUGCUUCCUUAACCACCUGUAUACAGUAUUACGUGCAUGUGAUCUCCAAAUAAAUCUACUGGAUUCACUAGCGUAUUUCACUGUGCGAGGCUUAAGAUAGAACACUAAAAUAAAAUUGUCAGACUUUUUAAA